UGCACGAUGCUUUCUUUUUAUCCAUGUUCCAUGGUAUUAAGCAUUAUGCAGUCCCUUCCUCUUGUACUGUUAACAAUAGCAUCCACAAACAAUGCUCUUUAUCGAAUAUCACAAGAUAAAUACCAACAACUCAACACCUGCAUCUAGCAAACUACUUUCCAUUCGAUGACAUACAUACAAAUCCAACAUGGCAUCAUCCACCUCCCUCACCGAAUCCCAACUCGAACAAGCCCUGUCCAAACCCGAAGAAAUCAAACGCCUCCUCCCCAACAUCCUCACCCCAGAAACCGUGUCAAACAUCGGCUGGAUGCUCGAAGAAAGCGUCCUCCACGGACACACAGAAACAUACCACCUGCUCGCACCAGAAGUCUUCAGCCGCUCCGAGAAAUUCUACGACCCCAUCCGCCACGCCGCAGCGGAGGCCAUAAUCAAGAACCGCGACGAUAUCAUCGACGACCUCUUCUCGCGCAUCUCUGCCCUCCCCAAUCCCGGGCAUUAUGAGGAUUGGCUGUAUACUGUUGAUGAUGAUGGGUUGAUUGCGGAGAAGGAAGUCCGGCGGUGCGAUAUUAUCGGUCUAGCGCUUUGUGCUGCCGUUGAGUACGGGAGUAUCCCUGCUCUUCGCAAGGUUCUGGGUAUAGAUGAGCUGCCUGUCUAUAUGGUUGGGACGGCGCUUGAGGCUGCGACGAGACUGCACGAUGCUGAUAUGGCGGGGGUGCUUGUUCAAGAGCUCAUGCGUGACAAGGCGCAGGUGACGCGGUACAUCAUGCAGCGGUGCGGGUUCGAGGUCGUUGAUGAGCGUGUUGAGCUGGAGCUAAGAAUUGAGCGGGCCAGGCAUAUCGUUGAUUGUUUGAAGAUUGCACAGGGGGGGAUGGUUUUUGAUGUUGUGGCCGUUCUGCUGCCGCAUUAUCUGGAGUGUGUCGCGGGCCAUCCGGGGUGUGAGAUGAUGCAGCAGUCUGGGUUUCUUUAUCUCUUGUCUCCGGCGGAGUAUAAGUAUGUGUCGAGGGAUCUGUGUAAGAAGUUGCUGAAUUGCGAUAUUCCGGUGAGGUUUCGGGGGUUGUUGUAUAGCUUGCUAGAAGAUGAGGAGAGGAAGUAGUUAUCUAUUAGCCUAUUUCCUUGUUCCUUUGUUAACUCAUCGUUUUAUU
Molecule: messenger RNA, 1142 nt
Organism: Aspergillus versicolor CBS 583.65
Lineage: Eukaryota; Fungi; Ascomycota; Eurotiomycetes; Eurotiales; Aspergillaceae
Exons: 1
Coding region: 188-1093 (301 amino acids)
Source: RefSeq, a predicted model, not a curated record